This is a messenger RNA of Pocillopora meandrina, 4753 nucleotides long. NCBI's taxonomy places the organism in Eukaryota, Metazoa, Cnidaria, Anthozoa, Scleractinia, Pocilloporidae. The record is from the annotation of a GenBank genome assembly.
ACUGUGCCAGUUGGUCUGCGCUAUAAACUUGUCGCAGUUUUAAAGUCAGAGGGAGGAUCGCCCACCUCUAUUUAUGUGAGCGUCUCUACAGUACCUGCGUAUCCCUAGAAAUCAUAUGAUAUAAAGUUCAUUUCAGUCACAAAUCAUUAGUUAGGAAAACUGAUGCUCAGAUGAGCGCUCUUCUUGCCCUUCUUCCUUAUUAAUUGCUGACUCUAGGAUAGCAGUUACAGUACGCGUUCUAUUAGGUUUACAGUCACCUUGCCACUAGGAAGACUCGCCACCAGCUUUGAUUUCUUCUGCCAUCUUCAGAUUCACCUCUCUCUCAACUUUACGUCUCUGAUUUUUAUGACGAGGAUACUGGCAUUUACAAACCCGAAGGUCUGAAUCUCAUACCAAGUUUUACGGCUUUCCGAACUGCCUAGAUGUAAGGAAAGGCUGCAAACUGCCAUAUGCUGUUUAGAAUGAUUAGGAAGAUUAAAGUGUCUAGCGACUGGUUUGGAUGCGUCCUUGUCAUUUCUUUCCACGUCGCGAAAGUGUUCUCGGAAUCGGUCACCUAGUCGUCUUCCUGUUUCGCCGAUGUAUAACUUAUUGCAAUAAGUGCAUGUUAUGCAGUAAAUAACAUUGGCGGAGGUACACGUAAAGUGAUCAAUGAUCUUAAUGGAUCUCUUGGGUCCCGAUAUUUUCUCUACGUUAUGAAUGAAAGGACAAGUUUUGCAUCGUGCACGAGCGCAUUUAAAAGUUCCAGAUUGGUCAUUGGUUUGAAAUGAACUCCUGACUAAAAAGGUUGCCUAUGUUUUUGUCACGUUUGAAUGAAAUAAGUGAGGGUUGCGAAAAGAUAGUGACAGUCUGAAUCGUUUUGGAGUAAUUUAAAUUUUUUAAGAAUGAUAGAUUUAACUGCGUGGUUGUGAGGGUGAAAUGUAAGAGUAAAUGGAAUGCGGUCAAUGUUUUCCUUCUCAGCCGUUUGUAGUGCUGACUGUCGAUCGAUUUGUUGGGCACGGUGGUGGCCCGCUUGAACGACAGAAACAGGAUAGCUACGUUUAUCGAAAAACUGGCACAUUGUCUCUGAUUUUUCGGAAAAAUCAGAGUCGUCACUACAUAAACGACGAAGUCUGAGAAACUGUGAAAAAGGUAUGGAGUUCUUGACGUGUGAUGGAUAUGAAGAUGAAUACAACAAGUAACUAUGUGAAUCUGUAGGUUUGUAGUAAACACUAGUACGUAAGCCGUUGCCUUCAAUUGAAAUUUUGAUGUCUAGAAAAGCCAAAGAAGUGUCGGAAAUUUCCCAGGUAUAUUUAAGAGCCGGCUGAAAGGAAUUGACGGCGGUUAUAAAUUGAGUGAGCUCCUCUUUGGUAGAGGAGGUAGCACCGAUGCAAUCGUCAAUGUAGCGGCCGUAGAGUUCAGGUUUUGGGCCGUGGUAUUGGCUAAAAAAUUGAUGUUCGAUAAAACCUACAAAAAGAUUGGCGUAGCUGGGUCCCAUUUUAGUACCCAUGGCCACGCCAUUAGUUUGUUUGUAGUAGUUACCCCCAAAUGAAAAGCAAUUGAGUGUGAGUACUAGUUCGGCCAGACGGAGUAGUGUUUCAGAGCUAGGUUCCUUAAGAGUGCGUUGAUCGAAAAAUUGUUUGAGGGCCCGGAGACCUUCGUCAUUGGGAAUGACAGUGUAAAGAGAUGUUAUAUCCAUGGUGAAAAUAAGUUUGUUUUGGUCGAGGAAACUAAAGUUACGAAAAAUUUCAAGUGCGUGUUGGCUGUUCUUAAUGUAAGACGGUAAAGUUUUGACGAUAGGCGCCAUAAUUUUGUCUAAAUAGCUGGAAAUAAGUUCGGUGGGACAACUGCAGGCAGAAACGAUGGGUCGACCUGGGUUGUUAGGUUUGUGGAUUUUAAGUAAAAAGUAAAUACACGAAGUUCUAGGAGUGGUAAUGAUGAGAUUUUUAGCAGUGGCCGGCAAUUCUUGUUUAGCUAUAAGAUCGUUAAUCGUAUUUUUGACAAUGUUUUGGUUAAUAAAAGUGAGACCUUUGUCGACUUUAGCAUGAAAGGAGGUGUCAGAAAGUUGCCGCAAAGCUUCUUUUUGGUAGAGGUCGGCCCGCCAAACAACAACUGCGCCGCCUUUGUCGGCCGCCUUAAUGAAUAUGUCUUUGCGUUUUUUUAGACUUUUUAGUGCCGACCACUCUUCCGAAGAAAGAUUGGAAAAUUUGGUGUCACGAUUGUAUUUAAGUUUGUUGAUAUCGUGGCGACAUUUUUUGAGGAAAAAAUCUAAAGAUAAGAACUGGCCCUCUGGGGGAGUCCAUUUAGACUUUCGAAUCUGGAGUGUUUCGAAAGUAUCUUUGUUCGAGGUGUUAGAAUCAUCCUCUUUGUCAUGAAAAGAGGCUUUUAACUGAACGCGGCGAAGGAAUUUUUCAACGUCUUGCUUAACUGAAAAUUCGUCGGUUUUUUUGGAUAUGGGAACAAAAUUUAAGCCCUUGCUGAGAACUGAUUUUUCUGAAUCGGAAAGUAGUAAAUUUUCUGGAAUGGUAACUACAGUUUUGAGGUUUUCAGGCGAUGAGUUGUAAGUAAUUUGGCCCUCCUUACAUCUAGGCAGUUAAACACUAGAACAAAAAUUUAUCUUCCAAAUCGGCACUCUUAAUCCCCACGGAAUCAAUGAACGCUUUUCAUUCAACUAAUUUAUUCCCGUUUUCUCGUCACCAUAUUCCCACCAAUGGCGUAGCUCCACUUUCUACAUAUAAACCCACACACAACCCACAAUUCCUCCAAUCGCUCUGACGAAGGGCUAACGCUCGAAACGUCAGCUUUUUUACUCUUUACGGUGGCUAAUUUACGUUUUCAACUCAGUUGUUAACACUACAUUACCUGCUAUACUCUCCCACCGACGCAGCACCACAGUUUCUUUAGAAACUUACCCCUUUAUUUAUGGAAGAGUUUAGUUCGGAAUACCUAAUUUUAUCCUAUAACUUGGUGCAGACUGGUGAAUUUCAACUGGAAAGUAUUCCUAAAACACUGCAAUGAAAAUAAUGCCUACAUGUAAACCAUUUCAAGUCUCCAUCACUGAUAUUCUUCUUUGCUUUCCCUUGCGUAUAGGAAGCACACCCACGCUCAGAAACAACAGGAUCCACAGUGGAAAACAGGUAGAACUCGUCCACAUUAGCUACAUACAUUAACAGAUUAAAGUUUCCCGAUGGUAAUGCCAUUAAAUGUUUAAAAGACAACUUCAUUAAAAAUUGUUAUUGUUUAGGAUUUGCUUAAUCCUUCUCUGAACAAUUGAAAUCAACAUAAAUAAGAGUUCUUUUCGAAUUUUUAAAUGAGAUGAAACUGAUAUUGAAUCUAAAUGAAUAGAAAGAAUAUUUGUCUUGAUGAACUCCCUUGGGAGCUUAUGCACUCUCUCUAUGUUUUAGCUUGCAGCUGAGCGUACCUAAACUGGACAUAACAAGCAAACAAUUCUGUGUAACGCUAACACUCUGCACCUUAAAUAACCAAAGGACACGAAGAGACAAAAUUCAGCCAUAACCGUCAGAAAUUGACGCACAUCCUAGGACUGGGGACAAACAACUGCACUUGAGGGUAAAGCACAAAGCUAAAUCGAAUUUAACCGGUUUGGUCGGUUUGAAAUUGUAAAAAAACACGUCCCAAUUUUUAAACUAAGUAAACAUAAAAAAGUGCACCGUAAUUACUAAAUGAAAGGCUUAUCUUAAAUUAAAAAAGUAUCAAAUUAACUUGCCCACAUUAUCCUCUAAACUAAUUUUAUUUCUAUUCGUUUAUCAAACAUGUAUCGUUUGACUGACCUUACUAUGAUGGCUUCAUAACUUUUUAACUUAGUUUCAAUUUUAAAAAAAUUGCUGAAGCUUGUUACAAUCAAGUUACGUCAUUUAAAAUGAAACGCGAAUUCUUAAAUGUCCCGUAAAUAUUUUUAAAAGGCAAAGUGUUUAAAAGCAAACUUUUAAAGCUUAUUUUUGAGAAAUUUAUUCACUUUAAGCUUUUCCCCAUUGAUGAUAAAGUCAGUUCUAUAUAAAUUUAUAAUGCCAGUGUCACUAAGGUAAUAAAUUUGUCUUCGUCAAGUGUCCAGUCUGUCUUUUCAGCCGAUGUAUUACGUUCUGAGCCAUUUCUUUUGAUUGUUACUGUCGCUAAUUUAUUCCAAAUAAACUGCUCCUUUGAAGUAGGUUGGGGUACCUUACCUUAAAGUAAAGAUGAGCACAUACUUGUUUGCAAAAUCAAAAUAAAACUAUGCGAGUGUGGACGCUGACAAAACUGCGAGCAACCCAAACUAUUGUUGCCUUUUUGCGUGUUGUGAAGUAUAUAGGCUACGAUUCUCCAUAUAUUAGUAAAGCGUCAUAACGUUAUGGAAGGAAACCUUAGGCGAGUUUGUUAAUGAAGGAGCAUGCAGUGAGACAGCUGACAUGGCUCUUCAGUGCGGAGGAACGGCAGAAACGGAGAAAUGUGAGGAGACAGGGAUUCUCCUCCUUCACCCCCUCUGUUCCUCAGUUAUUUGUCCCACUCAUACUUGGGAGCUUGACUUCGGGCAAAGCUCAAUGAAGCAAGCUUCAAACGGCCUCACACCCCUGUGUGGCGCUUAAAUCAACUGAGCCUUUAGACCAACUGCGAGAUAAACCAGCUCUCACUUCGAACGAGCUUUCUAUUUUACUAAAUUCGUGUACUUAUCAUGAAAUGUCUUGUGUACUUUCCUUGCUGUAGAUCGGGAAGCAAUCCCUGUAUCAGAAGAAAUAAGAUUUGGGGAAGACAGAAUGGUGGCGUUCUGGCCUACAACGGAGGU